AUGGCACGAUCCAAAAAUUGCGGCCUAGUGGCCGUAGUGUCCCUCCUUCUCUUGGGAAUCUCCCUACCGAGUGUUUCAUCUUCUCCUCUAGAGUUCUCUCCAUGGAGCUCCGAUCAUUCUGCCAAUGUGGAUGGGCAUAUCGCACCAGGAAAGCUGGGCGCUGUGGCAACAGAGAACGCAAUCUGCUCUAGUCAUGGCAUUGAGAUGUUUAAAUUGGGCGGCAAUGCUGCUGAUGCACUGAUCGCCGCACAAUUCUGUAUUGGAGUUACCUCCAUGUAUCACAGUGGUAUCGGUGGUGGUGGUUUCAUGCUUGUUCGGGCGCCCAACAACUCCUAUGAAUUCAUCGACUUCCGUGAAACGGCACCGGCUGCCGCCUUCCAAGACAUGUACAACAACAAUACUGACGCAUCUGUAUACGGUGGGCUUGCAAGUGGUGUCCCUGGAGAGAUCCGUGGCUUGGAACAUCUUCAUAAGAAAUAUGGCUCGCUGCCUUGGGCGACUCUAUUGCAGCCAGCGAUACAGACAGCACGCAAAGGUUUCCCCGUCUCGUCAGAUCUGGUCAAAUACAUGAAGGUUGCCGUUGGCAGUGGUGAGGAUUUCUUGACGAAGGACCCGAACUGGGCUUUGGAUUUUGCUCCCAAUGGAACACGGCUUGGCCUGGGAGACACUAUCACACGGAAGCGCUACGCCGAUACGUUAGAAACCAUUGCCCAGAAAGGACCGGACGCCUUCUACACAGGCGCGAUAGCUGAAACGAUGAUUGAUGCGAUUCAAGCGGCAAACGGCACCAUGACUGUUGAAGAUCUUCAAAAUUACACCGUCGCAGUCCGCAAUACCUCUCAGAUUGACUAUCGGGGCUACACCAUCACAAGUACGACUGCGCCCUCCAGUGGAAUUGUUGCUCUGAGUAUAUUGAAGAUCCUGAGCACCUACAAGGAUUUCUUUGACUGCGAUGAAUCAGUGAAUCUGAGCACACAUCGCAUGGAUGAAGCAAUGCGGUUUGCUUAUGGCGAGCGUACUUUACUCGGUGACCCGCUGUUUGUGGCGGGUAUGAACGACUACCAGCAUGCCAUGCUGGAACGCUCGACUAUCGAGGAGAUUCGGUCGAAGAUCUCUGACAAAACCACCUUGAAUGUAUCUGCAUAUGACCCAGCGGGUCUUGAAAGCCUGGACACUCCUGGCACAUCUCACCUCGCAACCGCUGAUCACAAUGGUCUUGCCAUUUCUGUCAUUACGACCAUCAAUACGUACUUUGGAAGCCAUGUACUCGUUCCCGAGACUGGAAUCAUCAUGAAUAAUGAAAUGAACGAUUUUUCGAUCCCCGGCUCCUCAAACCAGUUUGGCUACAUUCCCUCCGAGGCAAAUUUCAUCCGACCUGGGAAACGUCCCUUGUCAUCAAUUACCCCUGCAAUUGUCACCCACCCGGAUGGAAAGCUUUUUUUGGUCGCAGGCUCUGCGGGAGGAAGUCGUAUUAUCACAGCCACUGUUCAAAACAUCAUUCACUCUAUCGACCAGAAGCUGAGCGCCGCGGAGGCUCUCGCUAAGCCUCGUCUUCAUGAUCAGCUCAUUCCUAAUCAGGUCAGCUUCGAGUAUUCCUACGAUAACUCGACGGUCGAAUUCAUGAAAUCUCUCGGUCAUAAUGUGACAUGGGUUGCCCCUGGACAGAGUACAGCUCAGUUGAUCCAUGUGCUUCCCAACGGGACGUUUGAUGCCGCUGGCGAGCCUCGACAACUAGCGUCGGCAGGCUACUCCAUUUAA
Molecule: messenger RNA, 1758 nt
Organism: Penicillium oxalicum
Lineage: Eukaryota; Fungi; Ascomycota; Eurotiomycetes; Eurotiales; Aspergillaceae
Product: gamma-glutamyltransferase
Exons: 7
Coding region: 1-1758 (585 amino acids)
Biological process (GO): glutathione catabolic process
Cellular component (GO): plasma membrane
Molecular function (GO): glutathione gamma-glutamate hydrolase
Source: RefSeq, a predicted model, not a curated record